AUGAAGCUUAGGCGGAACCUUCGUCGCACUGCUGCAGUCCACCCCGAGCCGCGCUCGCUUCUCUUCCCUGAGGGUCCUGUCGCCGAUCCCACGCCUAAAACUCCUACUGUCCCCACGCCUACCACCCCUGCCGUUCCGACGCCUAAGACUCCUGGCGUCCCCACGCCCACGACUCCUGCCGUCCCCACGCCCACGACUCCUGUCCCCACACCUAAGGCUCCCGGCGUCCCCACGCCCACAACACCUACCGUCCCCACGCCUAAGACUCCUGGCGUCCCCACGCCCACAACUCCCCCAGUCAACCCCAGCGUCCCCACACCCAAAGCCCCGGGCUCGACUCCCACUCCCAAGGUUCCCCCAACGGUCCCUGGUGCUAAAAUUCCCCCCGGCGUCCCAAAUCCCAAGGUUCCGCCUGUUGCGCCUGGUUCCACGGCCGCGCCUGGCGUUCCGAAUCCUAAACUUCCGCCGCUUGCGCCUGGUUCCACGGCCGCGCCUGGCGUUCCGAAUCCUAAACUUCCGCCGCUUGCGCCUGGUUCUACGGGCGCGCCUGUCGUUCCGAAGCCCAAGACCCCGCCUGUAGCUCCUGGCAGUCUUGCCGCCCCUGGCGUUCCACGCCCCAAAGUAACCCCCGCUGCACCAAGCUCCGCCGCUGCUCCAGGUUCUGCCGCUGCUCCAGGUUCCGCUUCUGCGCCUGGCUCCGCCUCUGCGCCUGCUUCCGCGCCUGCCAAAGUUCCGAAGCCUGCCCCUGGCUCCGCCAAGGCUCCGGUCCUUGCCCCCGGUUCCACGCGCGCCCCAUCAGGUGUGCCGAAAAACGGUUCCAUCACCGCGCCGGCGUCGGUCCCCCCGCCGCGCCCCGCGCAGCCCUCCGCUCCGCUUCCGCAGCUUUCUACCUCGGCGAACGCUGCGGCGGUCCCCUACUCGACGACCCCCCCCGCGAACACGACCGCGACGGCGGACAGUGGCGGAAACAGCGUGUCCGCGGGUGCGGUUGCGGGGAUUGCAAUUGGUGUGACGCUGGGGUUCGUGCUGCUGGUGGUGCUGGGACUGUACGUGUUCCUGCUGCUGAGGCGCAAGAAGGAGGAGGCCGACGGCGAGAAGAAGGGGAAAGCGGGCGGUGCGGGCAAAGGGGCUACUAAAAGCAAAGUACCGUUCUACGCAGCUCCGUUCAAGACGAGUAAGGCCACUGGCAAUCCGGAAAGCGCGGAGGUGCAAGACGGCGGCGAGUCCGGAGUGACAGGGAUACCGCCAGCAGCAGCAGCGGCGGCAGUGGCAGGAGCAGGCGCAGUGGCGACAGGAGCAGCGGUCGCAGCCGCUUCCGCGGGAUCUGCCCCUGCUGACAAAGCAGCUGACGUGGCAUCUGCUGACGUGGCACCUGCUGGCGCGGCGGCUGCUAGUGGCGCAGUGAGUGCUCGCCCAAACGCAAGUCCGCCGUCUGCUAAAGCCGGGAAUAGCCUGACUCCCCCGCCGGGUUCCGCUGGAGGCGCAGGCGGCGCAAGUCCGCUGGCGACCGCAGCGGGAGGUGCAGCAACGGCUUCGGCCGCAGGUUCGGCAGCAGGAGGGGCGGCGCCAGCUGCUGGUGUUGUUGCGGGUGCUGCGGCGGCAGUAGCGGCAGGUGCGGUAGUGGGAGCGGCAGCUGCCACCGCGGCGGCAACAAAGACGCCAGCAGCCGCGAGAGCCGCUGCUGUUCCUGCUACUGGCGCAGCUGGCGCGGGGGUGGUCGCAGGAGCAGCGGCAGCUAAGUCAGGAAACGAGGAGGACGAAAUCGAUCCGUCCGAGCAGUGGUGGUUCCCCGCUGAAGAGCUCGACCAAGCUACAGAACGCUUCGCUCUUUCGAACAAGCUCGGAUCGGGAACUUUCGGAACGACGUACAAGGGAGUGUUGGAAGACGGGCAGGAGGUUGCGGUGAAGGUGCUGAAAGUGAAGGGUUCGCUGAGCGACGCGGCAUGGAAAUCCGACGCGGAGACGGUUUUCGCGAUUCAGCACGAGAACCUGGUUACUUAUUUGGGUUAUUGCCUCGCCAGUUCGCAGCGAAUGUUGGUGCAGGAAUUUGUCGCGAACAGUUCGCUUGACGCGGCGCUGCAUGGGAGUAACAAGCCAAUCUUGGCGUGGAAUUUCCGAAUGAAGAUCGCCAAGGGCGCUGCGAGGGCUCUCACGUUUCUCCACGAAGGAUGCACCCCCCCCGUUAUUCACAAGGACAUCAAGUCAUCUAACAUUCUGCUGGACGCACAGCACGAGGUCAAGCUGAGUGACUACGGGUCAGCCAAGCUGGCAGGAGAUGCUGCCCUCACGACCAUUGUCAGCUCGGCCGGCUCUUAUGGCUACCUGGCGCCGGAACAUGCGCUCACAGGCAAGCUUACAGAGAAGUCGGACGUGUACUCGUUUGGAGUGGUCUUGCUGGAGCUUAUUACUGGAAGGAAGCCCAGCGACAAGCAGAGGGGCCAGAAGGACAGCCUGGUUGAGUGGGCUCGGCCACUCCUCGCCUCCAACACGCUCAAGGAGCUAGCUGACCCGAACCUGGAUGGCUGCUUCGGAGUGAAGGAGAUGGAUCGUGUCAUUGUGGCUGCCUCGCAGUGUGUGAGGCAGUCUGCUGUCCUCCGACCAAGCAUGAGCCAACUUAGCCCAUCGUCCGCCAACCAAUCUCCAUUUCCUUUUCCCUGCCUACUUCGAGAUUA
Molecule: messenger RNA, 2672 nt
Organism: Closterium sp. Naga37s-1
Lineage: Eukaryota; Viridiplantae; Streptophyta; Zygnematophyceae; Desmidiales; Closteriaceae
Source: the annotation of a GenBank genome assembly